CAAUCAUUUUUAAACUGCAUCAAGAAAUGGAGGCUGAAAACAGUUACUGUUCACUGAGAAAGCCAACAGAAGACGUCUACACGACCACAGUGCAACUCCAGGACAGAGGAGCAUCUGGAGGGCCAACAGGAGCACCAACGCCUGAUUCAAGCAGAAGAAAGAAAGCCUGCCUGUUGAAGAUUCUGUUGUUCCUGUGUGGCUCACUACUGGCCACCACCGUCUUAUUGGCUGUUUACUAUUGCACUGCCAGCACUGCCAGCAUCCUGUCAGAGAAACACAAGGCUCUGCAGAUGAACCUUACCUGCCAUCAGUCUUGUUGUUCCAAACUGAAUUCAAAUCUCAACAGCCUGCAGUCCAAAUGUUCAGCACUGGAACAAGAGAAUGCUGAGCUUUCUGCAGUAAUUGAAAAGCUGAAGAAACGAUGUCCAAUAACAAAUCCAUCUUCUCAAAGCAGGACUUGUUAUGUCUGUUCACAGAACUGGACGUUGUUCAACUCAAAGUGUUACUUCUUCUCCAGUAAAAAGCUAAACUGGAUAGAAGGCCUUGAUGGCUGCAGACAAUAUGGUGCACACCUGGUAAUCAUAGAGAGUGAGGAGGAGCAGACAUUUUUAUUAAAUGAGGCGAGCAAAAAAGGUUCCGGCUACUGGAUUGGUCUGAAUGACAUGGCUACUGAAGGUCAAUUUGUCUGGGUGGACAACAAACGUCUGGACCCAAGCAAAAGCUUCUGGGGUAUGAAUUGGGGUGGAUCGAUGGAGCCAGAUAACUGGAAAAAUUUAGAGGACUGUGUGCAUAUACAGAAAACCAUUAUUUAUAGUGGCUGGUAUGAUGUCCCCUGUUAAGAGACAAAAAACGCAAUCUGUGAAAGAGCAGCAGAUGUAAUUCCACUAUGACUUUUAAGUGAUAAAUCAGACAGAAUCUACAGCAUCAUUGGGAAAUUCUGGAUUGACUGUAAAGGAGACCACUCACUCAGAGACGCUGAUUUAUUUUGCAGUGACAGAUCACUGAGAAAUUUUAAAAAGUGCAUUUGCUGUCAUUGUGACCUGGUCACAUAGUCACGUUCAACUUAUUUCUUUGAGUCUUUUGAAUGACACUUUUAAAAUACUUGAUAGUUAAGCCAUAUGUGAAGAAAAAUACUUGUUGAAAGGUAAAAUUCACAUUAAACAAUAUUUCACAGUACUUUGUAAUGCAAUGUAUGGUUGUAGAAGACAAAAAAUGUUAGUGGAGGUCAGAAAAACAUGGACAUAUGGACAUAUGAGCAUGCAGAAAAUGACCAAAAGAUUGAAUAAGCAAAGAAACGGGC
Polypterus senegalus (gray bichir) is the source of this 1300-nucleotide messenger RNA. Its product is annotated as CD209 antigen-like protein C. NCBI's taxonomy places the organism in Eukaryota, Metazoa, Chordata, Cladistia, Polypteriformes, Polypteridae. The record is from RefSeq and is a predicted model, not a curated record. The transcript is spliced from 6 exons. The coding region runs from base 27 to 839 and encodes 270 amino acids.